Anopheles marshallii is the source of this 1086-nucleotide messenger RNA. Its product is annotated as heterogeneous nuclear ribonucleoprotein 87F-like. The coding region runs from base 1 to 1086 and encodes 361 amino acids. Lineage: Eukaryota; Metazoa; Arthropoda; Insecta; Diptera; Culicidae. The transcript has 3 exons. The record is from RefSeq and is a predicted model, not a curated record. Gene Ontology annotation, molecular function: RNA binding.
AUGAGUGAAAAGCAGGAUCCACAAAAUGGCGAUCACCAGAACGGUCGCAACGAUGAUGAUGAGAUUCGCGAACCGGAACAUCUCCGUAAGCUGUUCAUCGGUGGUCUGGACUACCGCACUACGGACGAUACGCUAAAGGCGUAUUUUGAAAAAUGGGGCAAAGUGGUGGAUGUGGUUGUAAUGAAGGACCCGAAAACAAAACGUAGUCGCGGAUUUGGUUUCAUUACCUACUCGAAAUCGUACAUGAUUGACGACGCCCAGGCGAGCCGCCCGCAUAAGAUUGAUGGUCGAGUGGUUGAGCCGAAACGCGCCGUGCCACGACAGGAUAUCAACCGUCCAGAGGCUGGCUCGUCAGUGAAGAAAUUGUUUGUUGGCGGUCUGCGCGAUGACUUCGACGAGGAACACCUGCGCGAGUACUUUUCGAAAUAUGGUAACGUCAUUUCGGCCUGCAUUGUGACGGACAAAGACAAUGGUAAGAAGCGAGGCUUUGGUUUUGUCGAGUUCGAUGAUUACGACCCAGUGGAUAAAAUUAUUUUGCAAAAAAGUCACACGAUUCAGAACAAGUUGCUGGAUGUAAAGAAAGCACUGCCAAAGCAAGAUAUGGACAGGUACAAGAACGACAUGGGCCGUACCGGUGGUGGUGGUGGCGGCGGUGGUGGUGGCGGUAGUGGAGCCUGGGGCAACCAACGCGGCAGUGGUGGUGGUGGCUGGAACAGUCAGCGCGGUAGUGGAGGUGGCGGCUGGGGUAACCAGCGAGGUGGUGCCACGAAUGAUUGGAACAGCGGUGGGUUUAAUAAUGGUGGUGGUUUCAACAAUGGAGGUUUCAACAACGGUGGAAACAGUUGGAACAACGGCGGAGGCAAUCCAUGGGACAAUGGGUGCGGUUCACAGGGUCAGGGUGGCUGGGGCAACAAUGGUGGCAAUUGGGGCGGUAACAGCGGCGGUGGUGGUGGUGGAUGGGGCGGAAAUGAGUUCGGAAAUAACUACCAACAAGGAUACAAUGCUGGUCCGGUGCGUGCCGGUGGCAAUUUCAAUCAGCGAGCGGCACCCUACGGUACCGACGGUAGCUAUUAUGGCGCGUACUAG